Molecule: messenger RNA, 889 nt
Organism: Kockovaella imperatae
Lineage: Eukaryota; Fungi; Basidiomycota; Tremellomycetes; Tremellales; Cuniculitremaceae
Product: nascent polypeptide-associated complex subunit beta
Exons: 4
Coding region: 233-772 (179 amino acids)
Cellular component (GO): nascent polypeptide-associated complex; cytosol
Source: RefSeq, a predicted model, not a curated record
CGCCGAAAAGCCCACCCCCGACACGAGGCAUUAGCGAAGACCCGACCUCCACAGCCAAGGAAGGAGAGGGAUACAGCUUCAACAACUUUUGGAUCACUCUCUCAUCUAACCAGGAACUGUCAACUGGAUCCCACAUAGCAGGAGCUAAACAGCACAUAGCUGAGCUCUUCUGACAACUCUCCCCUCUACUCCUUUCACACCUUCCUCGCAUCGCUCAUUUCAGACUCUCAAGAUGGACAAGGAAAAGCUCGCCAAGCUCCAAGCUCAAGUCCGAAUUGGUGGAAAGGGAACGCCUCGACGAAAGCAGGUCAAGAAGUCUGUUACUUCUACCCAAGGAGAUGACCGUAAACUUCAAGCUGCUUUGAAGAAGCUCGGUGUGCAACCUAUCACUGGAGUCGAGGAAGUCAACAUGUUCAAGGAGGAUGGAAACGUGUUGCACUUCAACGCUCCAAGGGUCCAAGCCGCCUUGCCUGCCAACACACUCGCCAUAACAGGAUCCGGUCAGACAAAAGAAUUGACGGAACUUGUUCCUGGCAUUUUGAACCAGCUUGGACCCGACUCGCUUGCCAGUCUCAGACGUCUGGCUGAGUCUUACCAGUCCAUGACUGCGAGACAAGCUGCUGCCGCUGCUGCUGCUGGAGGUGCAGGUGCCGGGGCCGGAGAGAAGAAGGAAGGCGAAGUUGGAGAUGACGACGAGAUCCCAGACUUGGUGGAGAACUUUGAAGAGGAGGGAGAGAAAAAGGCAGCUGCCGAUCUUGAAGACUUGGAGUAGGCAAGAAAAAAACACUGCCUACUCUCUCUCUCUCUCGAUCUUUUUUUGAGGAAUGCCAUUCUGGACGGGACACGGGCUCUACAAAGUCGGGUCUUGAGACAAGAGAUCACCAUGUAU